Messenger RNA from Lepisosteus oculatus (spotted gar), 494 nucleotides. It is a transcript of the gene uqcr10, whose product is annotated as ubiquinol-cytochrome c reductase, complex III subunit X. The record is from RefSeq and is a predicted model, not a curated record. NCBI's taxonomy places the organism in Eukaryota, Metazoa, Chordata, Actinopteri, Semionotiformes, Lepisosteidae. Gene Ontology annotation, biological process: mitochondrial electron transport, ubiquinol to cytochrome c.
CUUUUGCCACUUCCUGUUCCUGCCUUCGAAGGUGCACUGCAGCAGCAGACAUGGGGCCGGGUAGACGGGUCUACAAUUUUCUCUUCGGGCGAACCUCUACCUUCGUCUUCUCUAUCGUGGUGGGAGCCGUCGUGUUCGAGCGUGUGUUCGACCAAGGUGGAGAUGCUCUUUUUGAGUAUCUGAAUCGUGGGAAACUGUGGAAACACAUCAAGCACAACUAUGAGAAAGAAGAUGAGUAAGGUGUGAUGAAGUCGUUCCCCUUAUUUGUGGAAAUCCUCGGAUGAAGGCGCUCCAGAAGACGAAGAUGUGUUUCUGUCACCCCAAAACCAGAAUGAAUGCCUGGGACAGAGACUGGACUGAUUGUCUUGGACCGCUGGACCUUUCCCAGCAACCCAGAACAGCAGCAAAACAAGUUCUGGCCUAUGGUAUACAGUGACUACACAAUAUUAUGUUGAAUUUGAUGGGACUGUUAAUAAAUUUAAUUUAAAAACGUG